Molecule: messenger RNA, 2825 nt
Organism: Exophiala oligosperma
Lineage: Eukaryota; Fungi; Ascomycota; Eurotiomycetes; Chaetothyriales; Herpotrichiellaceae
Exons: 2
Coding region: 117-2294 (725 amino acids)
Biological process (GO): mitochondrion inheritance
Cellular component (GO): mitochondrial inner membrane
Source: RefSeq, a predicted model, not a curated record
CAUGCUUCUCUUCCCUCCUCGCUUCCUUUCAUCCUUCAAUCGCCUCAUUCUGCCAACCACGAGGCUUCCUCUACAUUAUCCCACACACCCACCUGUAUCACUAUGACUUCUCGACUAUGACGGACGUCUUUGUCCGAGGCAUACAUGAUGUCUCGAAGUUUGCUGCACUGGCUCCCAGAACGACCCGAGUGACACAAAGGCUCCCAGCCUCUUCCAACCGAAGCUUCAGAUACCACACCCCGAGACGAAUAGCACUAUUCCAGAGUCCUUCAAACAGCUAUGGCACCCAUGCUUCCGGAGAACUCUGUAGGAGAGAUAUUCUAUCGGCCGAAGGAGGACGCUCACUCGUCGCACCGACAGCGUCCCACGCAAACUUCAGCGCAACAAGGUGUCCUUUCCAAGUACAGACAUCAGCGCUAGGCCUACAUUUAACCAGAAGGAACGCUGAAUCCUGGCCACGAACUCGUCUGACCCGGGUGCUCCGAAGAGCCUUUCACCAGAGCCAACGGCGCACGGAAAGGUCGAAUUUGAAAAGAGAAGGAGUGGAACAAGAAGCAACGAACAAAGCCUCGAAACCCAAAGGACUACAGGAACAGAAUGCAGCCAAGGUUGAGGCAGGACCGGAACAGUCCCAUCACGAGCAUUUUUACGACAGAAUACACAUGCCGCAGUUUCAUCGUCCGACAAAGGAAGAGCUCCUGGCGGCCGCCACUGGAUUCUGGUCGCGACUCAAGGUUCGCUUCAAGUGGUUGACCAUUAAGAGCACUCGACCAUUCAAUGUCGAUGAAAUUGUUGGUUUUAUCUCGUGGAUCGCGCUGGGUCAUGUCAUCUGGAUUGUCGUAGGAACCACGACCUUUGUAUCACUGGCCAUACUUGCCAUCAAUACGGUCUUCGCUCAGGAAACGUUGGCUGGCUGGAUCGGCAAUUAUUUGACCAAGUCAUCGGGUCUUCAAGUGGUGUUCGAAUCGGCCAUCGUUCCAAAGUGGAGUGAUGGAGUCAUCACAUUCAAGAACGUAUUCGUCUCAAGGAGGCCCGGCCAAAGCAAGUCUCGCGUCAUAAAGGGUUCGCCCGAGGCAGCUGCGCAAGCCUCUUCAGCAGAAGACCCUGUGCCGCCAGAGGAGCAGAAUUAUACACAAUUCGACAUAACUAUUGGCGAAGUCAACGUCACACUCUCGUUCAGCAAGUGGUGGAACUCCAAAGGGCCUCUACAAAACGUCGAGAUCAAACACAUCCGAGGCGUGGUCGACCGAACCCACGUCUUUUGGACCGACGAACCGAUCGACCCCAAAUCAUACCGUCACGAACAUGUCCCGGGCGACUUUGAGAUUGAGUCUUUCAAGAUCGAAGACCUCCUCGUCACCGUCCUACAGCCAGAAGGCUUCCGCCCAUUCCCCAUCAGCAUCUACAACGCAGAUCUCCCCCGCCUACGUAAGCAGUGGCUCUUUUACGAUUUCCUCGGUGCGAACAGCAUGACAGGCGAAUUCGACCGAUCCCUCUUCACCAUCCAUCCUCGCCAGACACACUCGUACACUGGCGCCACGUUACAGCAUUCGGACGAUCCGUCCAACGAGCCGUGGAGAAAGCAAUCCCGAAUCCGUAUCGACGCAAUGAACAUUGAUCACCUCAAUCGUGGCGCCGUCGGCCCCCUGUCGUGGAUCCACGAAGGCAACGUCGACAUCGUCGCGGACGUGAUGAUCCCCAACGACUGUGAAGAAUCCGUCAUGAAGGUCAUGACGGACUUUUACGAGCGGAUGGAAGACGCGCUCACCUCACGCAAGCGCUUCGACCCCGUCCCUGCUCGCGACGAUACGACCGCCGUAUCAUCAUCAUCAUCAUCAUUAUACGGGGACGACGGCGGCGCCCUGCCCACGACGUCCACCGGGCUCAAGGCGGCUGCUGCUGCCGCCGCCGUUAGGGAAGAAGACAAGCGCUUCCUCGUGAUGGAUCUGCGCAUCCACCUCAACGACGUCCGCGCCGUCGUGCCCCUCUUCACCCGGGACCUGUCGUACAUCAACAACGCCCUCAUCCGCCCCAUCGUGGCCUACAUCAACUCCCGCCGGACCUUCAUCCCCAUCAACUGCCGUGUCGUGAAGCGUCUGUCCGACUUUGACGGCAGCUGGACCGUCUUCGACUCGGGCCUCAUGGACGACCUGUCGGCCGAGGUCUACGACGCCUUCGCGAGGGACGUCACAGACGAACAGGCACGCCUGAGACGCUUCAAAAAGGUCGGCCUGUGGAGUUUGCAAUUGGCGGUCCAGGCCAUUUUCUUGGGCAUGGCGGGAAACAUUGCCUAAGAAUCCUGGUGGCUAUGACAAUGAUUUUUACGGGGAGUACUAAUGAAACGACAGCACACACAGACUCUUCUCUCCGUUUUUAAUGAACAUGGAACCGUCCAUCCACAUGAGUUGGGAUCACGCAAUGUACAAAAAAAAGUCUGGUUUGGUUAUCGAGUCGUCUUGUUUGGAUUCAGGCCUCUGAGCCCGGGGGAACAUGAAGCGAGUUAUGAGAUGCGAUGAGCGUUCUGGCGUCCCAAAUGUGUACAAAGAUGUUUCAUAAUCAGUCUAGGCCAACGGAGUCUGUCGGGUCUCAAUGAAUAUGCCUCAACUUUUGAUGUUUAUUAUGCCACAUGAAUUCAUGAUUCCUUUCGAGUCGAGUGAAUUCCUGUCCUCAAGCCGAUGAAGAGUUGCGUGAUUGAGACCCUCUUAGCCGUCGUCGAGAAGAACUUCCUAGUAUACCCAUAUGUCUUUUGGUUGAGACGCGGUUCGCGAGGGGCUCUUGUCGCUCGUGUCUUCUUCUCGACCAUUUGGAGAACCUCGACCUCGUUG